CCUUUCCUAUCCGUGCUAGCGUGCCAGAAUGGACAUACCAAAAUUCGAAGAGCUUUUGAAACAAAUCAAAAUGAAUUUCUGGCUAAUGGGAAUCCCGUUUGACAAUCCGAAAAUACAAAUAAGAUAUUACGUGCUGUUAUUACCUCUGUCACUUAUGUUGAUCGAGGAAAUUGCAUUUUUCGGUUCGAGAAUGUCGUCGGAGAAUUUUCUGGAACUAACACAAUUAGCACCCUGCAUUUGCAUCGGGGUGCUGUCUGUAUUAAAAAUCUUAGCUUUAACAGUGAAAAGACAAAAAAUUUACGAGUUGACUCAGAAUCUUGAAUGUCUUCACAAAAUUAUUUUAAACGACACCAGAAAGACGGAGCUUGUGAGAAAGAAUCUUGUUCUCAUAAAGUUCAUAACGAAGUAUUUCUUCGUUUUGAACGCCGUCCUCAUUUUCGUUUACAAUUUUUCGUCUCCAGUCAUCAUAGCGUAUAAUUAUAUUGUUAGUAACGAGGUUCAGUUCGUUCUGCCCUAUGCGGUACUGUUGCCUUUUAAAACUGAUUCCUGGAUCCCGUGGCUUAUUGUAUACGUAUAUUCCAUCUUCUGUGGGUUCACGUGUGUGUUAUAUUACGCAACAGUCGACGUACUUUACUGUGUGCUGACUUCGCUCGUGUGUAACAAUUUCUCGCUAAUUAGCUUCAAACUUCAGAAAGUAAAUAGAAACACGGCCCAUUUACUAAAAGAGGUCGUGAAGGAACAACAGUAUGUAUUAAAACUCGCCGAGGAUUUGGAAAAUAUUUUCACAGCUCCAAACCUAUUUAAUGUUUUGAUUGGAUCCGUCGAAAUUUGCGCACUUGGCUUCAAUUUGAUGAUUGGCGAUUUGACCCAAAUACCUGGCUGCAUUCUGUUCCUAUCAUCAGUAUUGCUUCAAAUUUUAAUCAUGAGUGUAUUCGGGGAAAACUUAAUUUCUGAGAGUAGCAGAAUUGCCGAAGCUGCGUUUCUGUGCAAAUGGUAUGAAAUGGACCAGAAAUCCAAAAAGACUAUUCUCACAAUUAUGAUAAGAUCGCAUAAGCCCAAAAAACUAACGGCGUACAAGUUCUCAGUAAUAGGUUACGGAAGUUUUAGCAAAAUAAUAAGUACGUCGUGGUCUUAUUUUACAAUCUUGAGGACUGUAUAUACACCACCAGGCACGAAAUUUCAGGAUGAUUUGUAGGAAAAAUCAUCAUAUCAGCUGCUUCCUAGCUUUUCCACGCAUUUUAGGAGAAUCUUUAGCAACUAGCAGUGGCUUGGCAGUGCUCUUGGUAUCGCUGAUGAUCAUGAGUGAAGGUAACACACCAUGCUCGCAUGUCUACAAUGGUAAAUCAUAAAUAAAUAUGACUCAGACAUCUAUUUCAAGGAUUUUCGCGUGUCUGGUACCAGAUAUUUGCAUAAAUAACGAAUUGGAAACUUGAAUGUCCAAAAUAUUUAAAAAGGAUACAUAACAAGAAUGGAACUCUCCCCUCGUGCUAUUCUCAAAGUAGAAUGGUCUGCUGGAAGCAGUCGGCUUCCAACAUUUUUUAGCGACCUUCGCUAAGUCGCCUGCCCAAUUUGUUAAUUACACUAAAACUCACCAAAAUCUAAUAUUACCUGCAUUAGUGCACUGUUACCUCAAUUCUUUGUAUUAGCAAAAAAUAUGUAGUCUAUUAGAUUCUUUAAAAUUAUUUAGUUAUUAAUUCGAGCUUAAUUUUUUUUCACUCGUAAUAUUAUAUAUGUUUCGGACUUGAUGUUUAAUGUUGGUGAAUUAAAG
Molecule: messenger RNA, 1768 nt
Organism: Bombyx mandarina (wild silkworm)
Lineage: Eukaryota; Metazoa; Arthropoda; Insecta; Lepidoptera; Bombycidae
Gene: Or-42
Product: olfactory receptor 42
Biological process (GO): detection of chemical stimulus involved in sensory perception of smell; sensory perception of smell
Cellular component (GO): plasma membrane
Molecular function (GO): olfactory receptor activity; odorant binding
Source: RefSeq, a predicted model, not a curated record